Messenger RNA from Phaethon lepturus (White-tailed tropicbird), 760 nucleotides. It is a transcript of the gene CSRP1, whose product is annotated as cysteine and glycine-rich protein 1. Gene Ontology annotation, cellular component: cytoplasm; nucleus; Z disc. Bases 2 to 580 code for a protein of 192 amino acids. The record is from RefSeq and is a predicted model, not a curated record. Gene Ontology annotation, biological process: muscle tissue development; sarcomere organization. The transcript is spliced from 5 exons. Gene Ontology annotation, molecular function: structural constituent of muscle; actinin binding. NCBI's taxonomy places the organism in Eukaryota, Metazoa, Chordata, Aves, Phaethontiformes, Phaethontidae.
GAUGCCAAACUGGGGAGGAGGAAAGAAGUGUGGCGUCUGCCAGAAGGCAGUGUACUUUGCUGAGGAGGUGCAAUGUGAAGGCAGCAGCUUCCACAAGUCCUGCUUCUUGUGCAUGGUCUGUAAGAAGAACCUGGACAGCACCACUGUUGCUGUGCACGGAGAGGAGAUCUACUGCAAGUCCUGCUAUGGCAAGAAGUAUGGCCCCAAGGGCUAUGGAUACGGGCAGGGAGCAGGGACCCUCAGCACUGACAAGGGCGAGUCUCUGGGAAUCAAAUACGAAGAGGGCCAGCCCCACCGACCCACCAACCCUAAUGCAUCCAGAAUGGCCCAGAAAGUUGGAGGUGCUGAUGGGUGCCCUCGCUGCGGUCAAGCAGUAUAUGCAGCUGAGAAGGUGAUCGGAGCUGGAAAGUCCUGGCACAAGUCCUGCUUCCGCUGUGCCAAGUGUGGCAAAAGCCUGGAGUCCACCACCCUGGCAGACAAAGACGGGGAGAUCUACUGCAAAGGUUGCUACGCCAAGAACUUCGGUCCCAAGGGCUUUGGCUUUGGGCAAGGCGCUGGGGCGCUCGUCCACUCGCAGUGAGGCACCAAGAGCCGGGCUCUCCGCUCGCUCAGGGCUUGUGCACACCAGCCUGUGCUGCCCGACCCUUUCGGCACCAGCAGUGAGCAUCCUCGCCAUCAUCAGUAACCACCCGCUGCUUCACGGCACGAGCCCCUUCCUCCCUGCCCUGACCCAGCGCACCCCGAAGCUGUGGGAGUCCCA